UCACGCAGCUACGGCUAAGCACGACUGCCCACGGCCGGCCGGCCGCUACCGUCUCCGCCCGUAACAACGUGUGCAUUCCAGCGGCGUGAAGCGCGCCCCAGCUCCGUCUCUCGUCUUCGCAGGACGUUUUUCCGCCCGGCUGCUGCGCCACGGGACUGGACGGCACUGGCGCUCCCCCCUCCUCCCCUUCCUCCUCCUCCUCCUAUUCCAGCCCGCUCCUCUCUGCCCGUGUGUGCGUGAGCGUGUGUGUGUCCGUGCGUGUGCGUGCGUGGGUCUGUGUGUGUGUGUGUGUGUGUGUGUGUGUGUGUGUGUCGUCUGUUGCCGAGUGCGCGGCCGCGCGCGAGUCAUGGCGGCGCCGCAGCUCAGCUGCUGAACGAGUGCGUGGCGUGACAUCGAGUGCGAGUGUAAACUGAAAAAAAAAUAAAUAAAUAAAACAAAAUAAAGAAAAGACGGACCAGCGCUGUAGCUGUCACGUCGCUCACCGGACGACUCCUUUGCGGGUCCUGGCUGUAAAUUACUUUUGGUGCACAGUGUUACUCGUCUGUGGGAUCUUUUCCUUGGGGUUCGCGAGGGAGAGGAUGUUCUCCUUUCACGGUGCGCGGCGACAGCGUACGUGGAGAUAUAAUUGACGGAAUGGUCAGGAAGGAGAGUCGAGUGUGCGAACAUGCUGUCCUUCGACGAUAACUUGUGUGUUCCGUGCCUGCAGUGAGAGAGGGGAUCUGCCAAGUGUGUGUGUGUGCGGCUGCCUUGCCAGUGCUCGACGGCCACGGAACGCCUAUUCUUCAAGCGGCUGGCGCCCGGCCGUAGUAUGUUCUGAAGGCGAGCACACGUCGAGCUAGACGGUGGGAUCCCCGAUGGCCCAGCAUGGCAGCUCGCCCCCAGAGCUGCAGCGACCGCCGGCCGCGCCCGCGCUCGCGCUGGUGCACCGCCCUCGCGUGCCCCGGCCGCCGUCGACGACGCCGGCGACGACGGCGGCGGCGGCGGCGCCGACGACGGCGGGGGCGGUGGUGGCGGGAGACGUCGUGACGCUGACGACGCCGCGGCCCGACACCGAGCGCGUCACUAACGAGUACGUGGAGACACCGUUCCGGCCCGCGACGGCGGCACCGUUGCCUGCCGCCGGCAAGCUGGCCGCCGCCCCCAAGCAGCGGCACCACCCGCUGUCCCUGCAGCUGCCGCCGAGCCGCGACUCGGCCCGCGACCACCAGGCGCUGCACCUGCCCGUCGUCGUGGCGCCGGGCAAGAGGCCGCAGCUGCCGCCCGCGCCGCACCACCACGCGCACCUCCUCCACCACCACCACCAUCACCACCACCACCACCCGCACACGUUCGAGAAGGAGGGCCGCGGGUACCCGGGGCCGGCGUCGGCGCUGUCGGGCGGCGGCGCGGGCAGCCCGCCGUCGGGCUCUGCGUCGGGCUCGUCUUCGCCGGGCGGCCGCGGCUCGGACGGGCGCGUGGUGGCGGCGCUGGGCAGCCUGGGGCCGGCGGGCGGCGUGCCCGACUGCUUCCGCGGCUCCAUCAUCUGCCCCGAGUGCGGCCGCUGCCGCUGCGAGUCGUGCCGCAAGCCGCGCCCGCUGCCGUCGCGCUGGCUCUGCGACAACUCGUGCUACUGCUCGGCCGAGACGGCGCUCGACUACGCGACGUGCCUGUGCUGCGUGAAGGGGCUGUUCUACCACUGCUGCCGCGACCACGACCUGGAGGGCGCGGACGAGCCGUGCGCGUGCGGGCCGCCGCGGUGCGCGGCGCGCUGGGGCUGCCUGUGCGCGCUGUCGCUGGCGCUGCCCUGCCUCUGGUGGUACUGGCCGCUGCGCGCCUGCCUGCGCCUCUGCGAGGCCUGCUACCGCCGCCACAGCGCCGCCGGCUGCCGCUGCCGGCCCGCCAGCUCGCUGCUGCUCGCCGCCUCCCCGGACUUCUGACCUAUUUAUUUUUGUACCACUUACGCUCUAGUGUCGGCCGUAUCAGGGAUUAUACAUAUAUAUAUAUAUAAAUAUAAAUACAUACUCCUUUCCUCCAUUUGUAACGCUUCCGGAAAGCGAGGCGGAGCAAAAAAAAUAACAAAAAAAUGUUGUCAGUGUAUACGUGGGCGCGCGCGUGUUCGUGUGUAUGAGAGUGAAUGAUCGACUGUACACACUUGCUUGCGAGAAAGAGAAAGAGACUGCAGUUUCGGACCGUGAGGCGCUAUCUUUCUCCGUCGCUGCCGGGACUCACUUUGGCAGCGAGCACUACCGCUUUUCUCCCGUCGUCCCGCCUGUCUUAAUCGACGCCGGAGCGACGGCCCGUCAUCUUCUCUCACCCUCCCCCCUCGUCCUCCCCUCCGCCGUCUCCUUCUCGGGGACCGUUUCCGGUCUCCGGAUUCGAUAACUAGCGCCCAGGUCCCGGCGAGAUUUCGCACCGAUCGGAAUCGGCCGUUCGAUAUUCCGGUCUCUGCGAAAUGCUGCCUUACCUGUUUGUCUACUGUUCGUCAAAUUUAAUCGACUCUCCCACCCCUCUUGGCACUCUCUCACCUACACACACACACACACACACACACACACACACACACACACUCGUAGUCACUACAUAGGUAACGUCACUUUGGAAGACAAAUAUCGGAGUAAUUUAAAAAAAUUUCACAGUACAUUACAGUAAUGAACUUGCAUUUGGACGGCAGUGGCAGUCGAGUUGUUGCGAACAGUCAAGCUCUAGUUUUGUGGGAUCUUUUUUUGUAAAGUGUACGAGAAUGUAUCGUGGUUGCAAGUUCCUAGAUAAUAUCUGAGAAUUGGAGUGGGUGAUGCUUUUUUUUUCCUCCUUGUAUUUUGGGUCGGGCCGCUUUCAUUUAAAAAAAAAAAAUCCCAAACAGGCAGCGACGUAACGGUCGUUUCACGUACAGGCACCAGCUCUGUACGUUUCACAUACGCACACACAAACAGGCACGUAGAAAGUGAGCGGCUCGUACAGUAGGUUUCCGGUCGAGGGACGUAUCGGGCAGUCGGGAAUUUUUUUUUUUUUGUUUUUGUAACUCGUAUAUGACGCGUUAAUCGUCAGUUGUAAUAAUUUCAGCUUUAAAUCAAACAAAAUCUAAAUAAAGUCUUUUUAUAGUCGAAACAAAUGGAACUAACUGUUAGUCAAUGUUUGUAUGUAGGGAAGAACUAAAUUUUAUCUACACGUAUCACUUAUGUUUCCUCUUGCCACAGUUUGUCAUUCCACCUGUCAAUCGGACGGGGAAAGGCGCAUCGGGAAUGUCGGUCGUAUUUUGGAGUAGCCGUCUAGGACGCACUGGAGUCCAAAUUACUGGCACAUGGGGAAGCAGCGAUGAUAAGUUUGUAGAUAAUUAUUUCUAACUGUAUUUAUGUAAAUUUGAAAUGUUCUGUAUAAAGACUAUAUAAUUUUAAUUUAUUUUUGCACAAACACAAGAUUGCCAAACAAUUUUGUGUUUCGUUAAACAUACAAAAAUAUGGGGUACAAACUUGAAAUAACUCACCUAAUCUUACAUUUUCCUUUCAUUUUUGUCAGACUUUUAUUUUCAAAGGAUUUUUAUAGUAUUCUGAGUGAUUUUAAGCCGCUUACCUGUGCUGUCAAAGGAUGCGUCAUAGCAAACCAAAAUGUUAUUUAGUUUCUGGUCGCAUUAAGUUACUCACUGCCAUUAUUAGCAAAAAUGAGGAAAAAAGUGGCCUUCCUUUGGUUCUGUUUGAUUAUUUUGGGAAGUUGAUGGAUUGCAGACAAUCUGAAAUAUAUUUUGCAGUUUGGUGUAAGGUUAGUUAUUUGUACUCUAUGAAACAUAAUAUUAUGUGCUAGGAUUGUACCAAAGAUGGCCAUCUUAACAGAUGUAUACAACUUGCCGUAUGAUAGGACUCAUUUUACUACAAAAUUUUACAUACUAAUAGUUACUAUUAAUGUUUUUACAAAACACAUUUUAUUAAGAUUCUCAUUACAACUUUUCAUAUUAAGAAGCAUAGUAUAAAACAAACGUAACUUGUUGAAUAUGGAGCAAGUAUGUACAAAGAUGUCUUUUUUUAACUUAAUAAUCUAUGUAUUUGUUGUAAAGAAAAUGCUUAUUUAUUAUAUUUUUCUGUCCUUUCAGAAGAUUUCUUAAACAUAAAAUAAUUAUAUUGCUAUAAAUAUAUAUAUAUGUAUAUGAAGUAAUUUCCUUUCUGUUACUUUUUAGAUGUUAAGGUUGAUGCCUUAUACAGUAUUAUCUAGUCUAAAAAACUUCAAGUUGUUUUGUCAUCAGAAUAAAUAAAUAAAUAUUGUAUAAUUGUGUAACCAAUUAGGGUAUGCAUAUCUUGAUUUCAUUUCACAAAAUCUUGCCUGCUUCAGAAAUGAGGUGUUACUGAAAAGUUAGACUGAAACAGAACUUCAUUUUCAAGUGAAGUACUGAUAUUUUUGCUCACAGUUUGAAGUUUAGUUACUAUCUUGUAUUGAUGUAGGUGUCAAUGCAGAAUGAAUAAGAUGUUAUGGCCUCAUUUUUGGAGUAAAUACAUUUUUUGUGGACUGAAUCAAGUCAUACCUUGAUGCUAUUCAAUGUUGAAUGAUUGUAUCAUAUUAUUGUAUAGGUGGCAAAUGAACAAGUUAUGCUGCUGUUUUUAAUGACUCAUACUAAAUAAUAGCAGUUGUGCUAUACUGUCUCGAUAAAGAUAUGGUCAUGUAAAAAUGCAGCUUUGUAUAAUACUGUCUUGUAAAUAAUGUGAACUCGAAAAUUGUAAUAAUAAUAACAGUGAUCAACUGCA
Molecule: messenger RNA, 4706 nt
Organism: Schistocerca americana (American grasshopper)
Lineage: Eukaryota; Metazoa; Arthropoda; Insecta; Orthoptera; Acrididae
Product: protein sprouty-like
Exons: 2
Coding region: 855-1916 (353 amino acids)
Biological process (GO): negative regulation of fibroblast growth factor receptor signaling pathway; negative regulation of MAP kinase activity; negative regulation of Ras protein signal transduction
Cellular component (GO): cytosol; membrane
Source: RefSeq, a predicted model, not a curated record